Messenger RNA from Parastagonospora nodorum SN15, 870 nucleotides. RefSeq lists its product as hypothetical. Bases 1 to 870 code for a protein of 289 amino acids. The record is from RefSeq and is a predicted model, not a curated record. The transcript has a single exon. Lineage: Eukaryota; Fungi; Ascomycota; Dothideomycetes; Pleosporales; Phaeosphaeriaceae.
AUGAUGCGAUCUGCACUCCCAUACAACUUUCGCUGGACAGCUAGGCUCCUCCGCCGCGACAUUCACAAUCUCAAGGCCAAGGCCAUCUCCAAGAUCAAGACCCACCUUACGCGCCUCUCCAAGUCCGCCGCUGAGGCCAUUGACAUCUCCAUGGUCUCGUCCGUCGCCAGAGCCAGCAUUGAUCCAGAGGACCCACCCUCUAUCAAGAGUACAGCAUCAACGACGGCUGAUGUAAUAGGUACCUCCCACAUCCUUCCAUUGUCAUCAGUUAGCAUAUCCGCGCAGCACCCCAGCACCCUCCAUGAGCUCCUCGAGAGUCAGCUCAACACCUUGUGGUCAUUACGAGACCACAACAUGUCUGAGAAAGAGCGCUGGCAAUUCCGUGGUAGUUGGCUGGUGUUGUGGAAUGCCAUCCAAGCAUGUUCCUCGAACCCCGGCUACGGCAUCUUCGAUGGGUUGAAGAAGGAUGAGACGGCUCUCCUUCUUCAGCUCAUCGAGCUCUGUGCUGCGAAGGCAUCGAAGAAUGCGCAGCGCGUGAGUGGGAUGCCGGCGACCCCGUAUAUGGCAAAGAGGGAUCAUGUGCGCUUUGAUUCUGUCUUCAGCAAAGCUGCUUCAAGUGGAGGCGGCGCGCCUAUGCCAACCACCUCACAACUAUGGCAUAGCAUCUUGGAGGGUGCCACUGAUGAUACCAAGACGAACGGUGUCGCGGAAGCACUCCUCAAGUUCAUCUGGCCCGAGGAGAAUCCCGUCGAGAUUCUCGACGCGAUUGGAGAUCCGGCCAAGGUGUUUCGAGGCGGCGACGAACUCCGUCUUCGACUUCGAGACCUUCUCUUCCCAUCAUACACCACCAUAUCAGCUCCGCGCAUGUAG